This is a messenger RNA of Ostertagia ostertagi, 627 nucleotides long. The record is from the annotation of a GenBank genome assembly. Lineage: Eukaryota; Metazoa; Nematoda; Chromadorea; Rhabditida; Trichostrongylidae.
AUGUCACGAGAAACGAGACAUUGCUCUGACCGAAGCUGUCUUGUCCGAUUCAUCAACAUACAGCGUAGCGACGAUAAGCCGAUACAGGCAGGAGUGCAACAAUCUUCAAGAGAACGUGAAGAAGCGAAGUUCCUCGACCGUGACAGCAACGGAAUAAAGCAUCGUGACGACUUGAAUUCGACGGCUGAUGUUGGUAGACGUCGUUGGUGCCACGUGCCCAUCUUCGUUGACUGUCCUUGCCCACUGUCGUCGACCGUCCUUGCCCAUUUUCGUCGAUCGAACCUGAAAGUAGAGGAAUACGGCGACAAUGUGUUCCCACUUGGCAAACACAGCGGUAAAGGGCUAAACAAAGCGGCAACUUGUGGGACGCAGCGAAAUGAUAAGAUUGAAGAAACUAGAUUUGAUGUCUCAAAACGAAAUGGCGCAACAAGAUCAGUCUCCGAACCUCGAAGCACCCAGCAACAUCAUCUCACCCUUUUCUCGAAGGAUGUUGUUGCCCCGUCGCUGGGACAGCUGAAGCCGCUUGCGACGAAGGAAGACUUGACAACCUUCUCUUUGAUGCGUUGCAUCUGCGGUAAUAACUUACUUGCGGUAACGUCCGAAGACGGUGGCGGUAAUGGACCCUGA